Trichoderma virens Gv29-8 is the source of this 3270-nucleotide messenger RNA. RefSeq lists its product as uncharacterized. NCBI's taxonomy places the organism in Eukaryota, Fungi, Ascomycota, Sordariomycetes, Hypocreales, Hypocreaceae. Gene Ontology annotation, biological process: regulation of DNA-templated transcription. Bases 1 to 3270 code for a protein of 1089 amino acids. Gene Ontology annotation, molecular function: histone acetyltransferase activity. The record is from RefSeq and is a predicted model, not a curated record. The transcript is spliced from 4 exons.
AUGGAGGAGGAACUGCAGCAGAGCGUCAUGCUCUCCGAAGACGCCGAAUACGAGACGGCAGACACGGCUGGCGAGGAUGUCACAGUCUUUGCCCAGACUAGCGUCAGAGGCAAUGACGGCAUGGAGGUGGAUGAGGAUGACGACGAGCUGAGUGAUCGUGACGCUUCUGGAGAGGAGAUCGACGAGGAAAUGGAUCAAGAUGCCGAGGGAGAAGAUUACAACGAGAUUGUGGACCAACAGAUUGUGGUCAGCAACGGCCGCCCUUUCCAAAUGAACGAGGAUAACGAUGAUGACGAUGACGAAGAAGAGGAAGAGGAAGAAGAUGAAGAUGCGGAUGGCGAAGAAGAUGGUGACGAAGGGGUUGGCGCAGUUAAGAUCAAGCCAGGAGAUACAGAUGACGAGGACGAGGACGAUGAAGAUGCAGAGAGCGACGUUUCCGAUCCGCUCAGCGUUGCUGAAGAUGACUCUGACGACGAGCCGGCUUGGGAAGAAGCUGGAGAGGUGGAAGAGGACGACGAAUCGGAGACUGGGCCCUCAAACAUCUGCAUGUUUUGUAAACAAGACGAAGAAAACGAUCCAAGUGAGGAUUUUGAGGCGUUCCUGACUUGUUCUAGAUGCAACGAGAAUGCUCACCAACAAUGCGCGCGAGAUGCGGCGGCGAUGAGCGAACAGAACACUGCAAAACAUUGGAAAUGUCCAGAGUGUGAUAACGGCGACUCUGACCGGGAUGAACCUGAAGAACUGGAGAGGGAGGCUAGCAUUGACGGCGAAACCAGGCCCGAGUCGCAGCUUUCUGACGCCCCUCCCGACCUCUCUCCUAGACAUCACAUGCAAGACGGCGCCGAGGCAGAAACCAACCCCAGUGACCUCACAGCCCAUGCAGAGGCCUCAGACGAGCCUCGUCUACUGCGAAAGAGAAAGACUUCGUCUGCUGAGCCUGAAGAGGCUACUAUUGCCCUGCGCAGACGCCGGCGUGGCCUCUCAGCAGACGCCGCAUCAGCCAAUGAAGAUACUGAUAGCAAAUCGGCGGAGCAGACGAGGGGUAGCUCCCGUGCGGUUCGUCUAAAAGUUGCUCGCCCAUCUCUUGUCGUCAUCGAAAAGAAAUCACGAGUCUCCCUCGUGGUGACGAUGCGUGUGCGGCCGGGGAACCUCAAGGAGAUACUUUCACGCAGGCGGAGAGAAAGGAGGCGUUCUGGAGCAAGUGCGCGGCCGCCACGGACUCCAGUCGCACCAUCAGCUGUGCGCCCCAACUCUGCAGCCGUUACAGCAACGCCUGCCGCACUCCCGACGCCGUUCACCACGGAUUUCUAUUCAACGCCUUUCUACUCUCUAUUUGAUAAAGAAACUGAAGACAUGAAGGGAAAGCCCUACGGCGGUAUCUUGACAGAACCAGAAGCAGACACAUCAAAGACACUGCCGCAGCCUGACGACCGGAGACGGUUUGACCAAGCAAAGCAACGUGCAGAAGAUGAAUGGAGAGCACGUGUGCUGGCAAUGCAGGCAGAGGUGGAUAUGCCCAUUCGCAAGUCGAAGAAAUCAAGCGAUAAUGCGAGCCAGAUAGAGUGCAUCGAGUUUGGCGGCUGGGAGAUUGACACGUGGUACGCAGCACCAUAUCCAGCCGAGUACAGCAGGAACCGCGUGCUGUACAUAUGCGAGUUCUGCCUUAAAUACAUGAACUCGGACUAUGUGGCGUGGCGCCAUAAGCUUAAAUGCGCUGCGAAACAUCCUCCGGGCGACGAGAUUUAUCGACACGGAUCAGUGUCGGUGUUUGAGGUUGACGGCCGGAAGAACCCAGUCUACUGUCAGAACCUGUGUCUUUUGGCAAAGCUUUUCUUAGGGUCCAAAACAUUGUAUUACGACGUGGAACCAUUCUUGUUCUACGUCUUGUGUGAGUAUGAUGAUUGCGGCUACCAUUUCGUCGGAUAUUUCUCCAAGGAGAAGCGCGCAAGCAGCCAGAACAACGUCUCAUGCAUUUUAACCUUGCCGAUCCACCAAAGAAAGGGAUACGGCAACCUACUUAUUGAUUUCUCAUAUCUCCUUACCAAAGUAGAAGAGAAGACGGGGUCUCCAGAGAAGCCACUCUCCGACAUGGGUCUUGUCUCGUACAGAAAUUAUUGGCGCCUGCGGCUCUGCCGAUACUUCAUCGAGACAUUAAAAGAUGAUCAGCACAAGCAAAACGGCCUGAGCAUUCGACAAAUAUCAGAUGAUACGGGCAUGACACCUGACGACGUGAUUGCCGCUUUGGAAGGCCUUCGAGCGCUAGUGCGGGAUCCGCAGACAAAGGUAUAUGCCUUCCGGAUCGAUCUGGAAUACUGCCGACAGUACGUGGCCAAAUGGGAGUCAAAGGGGUAUGUGCAACUGAAGCCCGAGGCUCUUGCAUGGACACCAUAUGUGAUGGGCCGCAGCAAUGCUGUUAACUUUGAGCUUGGGCCGCCUAUCAACACGAUUGCCCCUCGGGAAGACGAUGAGGCCAAGCUUGAGGAGGGUGCAAAUGGCAUAUCGGGAGAAAACCAUUCGAUGAUGAUGGACGGUGAAGUGAACGAGGGUCCUCAGUCGAGAAUUAGCUCUGCAUCGGAGACGGGCGACUCAAGCAAUAGCAACCCAGGAUUUACACCGAUUAUGUCGAUCGAGGAGAAGAUGGCGCCUGAAGACAAAGAAAACGCAGAGCCACAAGACGAAGCCAUGGAUGAUGUGGAUUCGGAACCAGAUUGGAUGACGCCUUAUCGCGAUAUACCACCAAGCCGCUUUGAAGUUUUCCCGCCUGUAGCCGGUGGCCGCCGUGCUGAUCGCUCGCGGCAGAGUGUAAGCAGACCAUUGGUGCCUCGCAGCUCAGGAGGAGGUAGCUCUCGGCCACGACCAAAGAGGGCUGGUGGGAGCAGCCGGCGACCUCCUGCCAACCGUCCUAGAAGCAGCGGAUCUAGGAGAAGGACAGGCGGCACUGGUCGUGGCCCUGGCAGGUGGCCUAAGGGAACUAAGAAGUCAGACUACGGCAAUGCAGACAGUGGGCCGGGAUUACCACCUGGAUGGAGGGACAGGCCGGCCCCUGGGACGGACAUGAUUACAGACGGCGAUCACAGCGUUACAACAUCUCUGGGCGACGAAGAACCUGCCAAGGACGAAGUUAGAGUCAUGACUCCUCAGCCGUCGAGCAAUGGAUUUGUGCUGAGCGUACAGCUGGGCGGCCAAGCAGUGGCGGCACCCGACCAAGGCAUCAACGGCGGAGGCGAAGAGGAAGAACUGGAUGUCGAUGCUGAGGGCGAAGACGAAUAA